AUGUGUGGGUGUUGUUGGGUUGUUUGUUGUGGUGGUGGGGGGGGGGGUGGGGGGGGGGGGUGUUGGUUUUGUGGGGGGGGGGUGGGGUUUGGGGGUUGGGUGUGUUGGGGUUUGUGGGGUGGGGGGGGGGUUGUUUGGUGGAGGGGGUUGGGUUGUUGGUGGGGGGUGGUGGUAGUGUGGGGGGGGGUGGUGUUUGUGGGUGUUUUAGUUGUGUGUGUGUUUGGGGGGGGGUGGGGGUGGGGGGUUUGGUUUUUGUGGGAGUGGUGGGGGGGGGGGUAUGUUGUGGGGGUGUGGGGGUUGGUGUGUGAGGGGGGGGUGGGUGUUGGUGGGGUGGGGUUGUGGGGGUGGGGGGGUUGGUUGGGGUGUGGUUGGGUGGGGGGGGGGUGUGGGGGUGGUGGGGUGGGGGGGGGUGUGUGGUGGUGGGGGGAUGGGGGUGGGGUGGGGUGGGGUUGUUUUGUUGGGGGGGGGGGGGGUGGGGGGGGGGGGGGUUUGGGGGGUGGGGUGGAGUUUGGUGUUUGGGGGGUGGUGGUUUUUGGUUUUGGUGUGUGUAGGGGGGGUUUGUGUGUAUGGGGGGGGUGGUGGGGGGUUGGUUGGGGUGGGGGGGUGUGGGGGGGGGUGUGGGGGGGUUGUGGGGUUGGGGUGGGGUUAGGUUUGGGUGUUGUGUUGGUUGGGGGUGGAGGGGGGGGUGGGGUGGUGGGUGUGGUGGGGUAUGGAUGGGGGGGUUGUGGGUGGGGGUGGUGGGGGGGGGGGGGUGUGGGGGUUGUGGGAGUGGGAGGGGGUGGGGGGGGGGUUGGGGGGGGGUUGGGGGGUGUAGGUGGGGUGGGUUGUGGGGGGUGGUAG
Knipowitschia caucasica is the source of this 840-nucleotide messenger RNA. The record is from the annotation of a GenBank genome assembly. NCBI's taxonomy places the organism in Eukaryota, Metazoa, Chordata, Actinopteri, Gobiiformes, Gobiidae.